This is a messenger RNA of Radiomyces spectabilis, 4060 nucleotides long. RefSeq lists its product as uncharacterized. The transcript is spliced from 4 exons. The coding region runs from base 180 to 3860 and encodes 1226 amino acids. The record is from RefSeq and is a predicted model, not a curated record. NCBI's taxonomy places the organism in Eukaryota, Fungi, Mucoromycota, Mucoromycetes, Mucorales, Radiomycetaceae.
UCGGUGUUUGCACCUGGCAACAAUACAUGGCCCGGUUUAACCGAUCUAGCUCAAUCUUGGUGGAGUACUUGGGAUAAACAUUAUGGCAAGAACUGACGACUGCUUCGCCGGCUACAUUGAGAUCCUUUUUGGAAGGAAACCCACAACAGUAUACCAUUGAACACUUGGGAGACAAGGAAAUGAAUGCUUGGGAUACACCGGUUAUCUAUCAUGACCUCAAAGAGAAUAAUGAACGUAGACAGUACAGACCCAUGCCUCCAUUAUCCAAUAUUACCAUUGCCAGUGAUGAUUGGUUCCACAAACAAUUUACAGGCCCUCCCGCCAUCCACAAUGAACCGAAACAGGACGCAGUGGAGCCGGUACCUACCGAUAACAACGUUCCGUCAGCUCAGAAUACAUCAGCAGAUUUCAAGGAUGACGGCGAGGACCAGAAGGAUCAAGAGCAAAAUUCCGACGUAAACAUGGGUCCAGAUGACUCGCACAAUGAGCCCAGUCACGCAGAAACGACACGCAACGAUGACACCCAGGUCCAAGUUGAGAACGAGCUCCAGCAGGAGCACGAACACAAACAGGAAGAAGAACCAGUGGUUCGUGAAAUGCCCGAGAUUCCUGUGUUUGUCAAUGUAUGGGAUGAUCCUCAAAAUGAGCCCCCUUCGUUUGAAUCACUGUCGGUAGAACGCCAGCAAGAAGCGGCCCACGUACACGAUUACUACAAUCAAUUCACAGGCAUGGAUGAGUAUACUGCGAAAGUAGAGGAUACCUCGGCUUUUCCCUGGGAAUCGUACAAUGACACCACGCCGACGCGCGUAUGGCUCAAUGAACCGCCUGAGAAACCAGCUUCGGAAACCGAAAGUCAAGACAAUUGGGUGUCGGUGGAUCGCACGGAUUACUCUGGCGGCAAUGGAUCGGUGAACGAAGAAGAGUCACCCCAUUCAAGCUCUCAAGAAGAGCUGACGACAUCAGCCGAUCCCGACCCGGUCCCACCACAGGAAGAGCAGUCUCAAGAUCCAAUCAUUGACUCCCCGGUGCCAUCCACCAUUGAGCCUUCUGAGACCGUGAAUGAACCGGUGACGGAAGGAAACGUUUACGCCAUGGAUUUGAUACCAUCGACUCCUUCUCCUCGAAGAGCUGCCACGUUGCCAAAUUUCUUUGAUGAUACCCGAGAACCUGGUAACGAUUGGAGUGACCGUGAUUUGAUCCCACUACCGUUGAAGCCUUCAAGCAAGUUACUCUUGAGCGGCUACAGUUCACCGAAUCCAUACCACGUUACCAUGCCGACCCGAUAUGGCGGGUAUACCUCCAAUAGCCGACGUCACAGCUUCCACGAAGCCUAUGCCGGCGGCAGUAGUAGUAAAUCCCCCUCGGGAAGCAUGCCUACGAGUCCGCGAACCUUCAAGUCCACCAAGACGGAAGAAAAGCAAACCCAUCGUUUGUUUGCGUCGGGACACUCCACGUACAGCAAGACCCCUUACACAUCGGCGGCGGCCACCCCAACCAAAGAACUCGAAUUCUUUCUUCCGUCGUCCGAAGAGACAGAGACCGAUCCAGCUGACAGUAUAAAGGCAGCCAAUCCAAAAACUGUCUUUGAUUUUGAAUCUUACAACAUUGAUCUGGCUACGGAAAAAUUGCGACAUCGCAGAUCCAGUGGAUCUAGUCCACCCAAGGCCAUGAUCAGCGACCAAUUCACGGCCGCCGAUGAUCAUUGGGAUACGGAGCAAGCGUUGGCCCGUCUACGCGAUCACAGCGAAACAUUAUUGUUCCAUAAAACGAUGGAUUCGCUCAAGGAAAAGGAAAAGGAAAAGGAGAAAGCGGUCAGUCAUCAUGCGGUCAGUCCGCCGGCGAUCUCACCAUCGUCACCGUCACCAUCGGUGAAUGAAGUUCCGGUGGAUAUCAGCCCUGCAGCAUGGGAUAUGGGAGAACCGGCGUCGCCUAUCGAAUGGCCCAUGAAUCGAGCUUCGACCAUGGAUGGGAUCAUUUCGGGAACAAUUUCCCCGCGAACCCCUGUUGCCGAGAAACUGGAAUCCAAUUUGACUCAAGAAAUUGAGGAAACAAAACGACUUUAUCGCCAGCGCACUAAUUACGCAUUGAACGCAUCCCAAGUCGCUCAUGCCACCAUUUUGGAAACUGAGUUUGAUUUGUCAAAGAGUCUGUUGUUCGAGCGACGCGUAAAGAAUGCUCAGCCUGAAGUGACUCCUCCCGUCGACCAGCCUUAUAUUACGACAGAAACACCCAAGGAAACAGACACCUUUGCUGCCUUUUUCAGCGAAGACAUCAUGAAGGAAGCCCGUCAGCGUCUUUUAGCAUUGGCAGCAGAGAGAAACGAAGAAGCUAUUUCUGAAAAAGAGAAGCAAACGUUCACGCAAGCUUUCGCGACCGUGGUGCCCGAUAGCAACAUGAGCGGCAUGAACAUGGCCAAGGACGAGAUGCAGGAUGUAACCGCUGCUGUCGUAAAGGAUAUCGCAGAAAACGAUGAGGAAGUAGAUGCGUUGGCGAGCGUAGAGGAUGAUCGUUCCUCCAUUGCAAGCGUUAUGGCUUCACCUCAAAACAACGAUAAGGAUGCCGACUCGGAGACGAGAUUAGCUAAAAGCCUACCGAGUGCUGCGGUUGGAUUAGUCGGUACAACGGCGACCGUUGCUUCCGACAGCAGCGUGGAAGAGAGAGAAACAGAACUCGCAGCAGAUCCUGAAAGUCUCCCAAGCCAAAAAGAUCAACAAGAUUCUUUGAGAAUCCCUGAUGCCGAUUUGCCGACGCAAGACACAGCAUCCGUUGACAAAAAAGAAGACUCUUGCACGAAUGCAGCAGAUGACCUGGCCUCUGCAACUCAAGCAAAGGACCAAAUUCUGGAGGUGGCGGAACCCAAAAGUAAUCCGUCUCCUGAAUCCGAUGAGCUCGCUCAAGACUCACUUGAGGUAUCAGCCGAGAUCGACCUUUCCCAGGAACCAAUCAAGGAGCCUAUAGAAGAACCAGCCAACAAUGAGCCGGCUAAAAGAGACAUUGCCGUGGCUGAGCCGCAGGUGCUCGAAAAGCGGCAAGAUCCGUCAGUGCUGUCUGCGCAGCAGAAAGAAGACGAUGACAACCAAGUUAUCGAUCAAGCUUCCAUCACCGCAUCGGACACUGUCCCCACGGAUGAGCCUUGCUCUACAGCGGCGUCAGUGACAGAGACAAAUGACGAUGCAGAUCCGUCAGUGUUGUCUGCACAGCAGAAAGAAGCUGGUGACAACCAAGUUAUCGAUCAAGCUUCCGUCACCGCAUCGGACACUGCCCCCAAGGAUGAGCCUUGCGCUACAGCGACGGCGUCAGUGACAGAGACAAAUGACGAUGAAGACCCAUUGGUGGUGCCUGCACAACAAAAGGACGAGCAAGCUUCUGUGACGGUAUCAGCCACUGAGCCCACGAAGGUAUCCAGCGCAACGGUUGCAGUCAAAGACGCGGUGACAGAGAUAAAUGACGACGGAGCCAUACCAGUGACAAAACCAGGCAACAUGGACAAAGUACCAAAUGCCACGGAGACGGAAAAUGGGUCAUCGUCAGUGGACUUUCCGCAAAUUACUGUUGCUUCGGACGAACCAGCGCCUGCGUACGUAACGGUCUCUCAUCAGUCGCAGAGCUCAGCUCCUCUACUACUUGUCUCUGAAACUGAUGGUUUAACGGACGUUUCUGAUGAAGAGAUGGACUUUUUGUCGGCCGUCGACGAAAACGAGUUGCCCAACGAUACCAGUUCGUUGCACAGUGGCGAUUUUUUCUCGGUUGGGUCGUCCGCCGAAGACGACGAUGAUCGUCGAAUUGAGUUGCAAACCAUUGCAGAAAAUGAGCCGCUCAGUUUGCCACCUUCGGAAUCGUUUCUUACCUCGGUACCUUGAAACGGCAAAUAAUGCAUCUCUUACAGUAAUUCCUCCAUUCGUAUAGACAACGAGGAUCGCAUGGCAGGAUUUUUUUUUUCCUAAUUGCGAGAGAUAUUUUUCAUCAGCUUGAUGGAAAAAAAAAAGAGAAAAAAAAAGUUUGAUAUUAAUGUGCAUAAGCAUUUGAUCCAAUAAAAUAAUGACAUGAAAUAACGGCUAAG